Molecule: messenger RNA, 1987 nt
Organism: Jatropha curcas
Lineage: Eukaryota; Viridiplantae; Streptophyta; Magnoliopsida; Malpighiales; Euphorbiaceae
Product: AAA-type ATPase family protein
Cellular component (GO): microtubule cytoskeleton
Molecular function (GO): ATP binding; ATP hydrolysis activity
Source: RefSeq, a predicted model, not a curated record
CGCAAACGGCAAACGACGCCCAACGACAUUCUUCUUCUUCAGAGAACUGCCAAACCGCAGGUAAUAACAUUUGUUCUCCUUUCUCUAUUGGUUGCUGUGACUUGAAUCAACUGGUUCAUUGUUGAAUUUUCAUCUCGCAAUUUGCAAUUUGCAAUUCACAAUUCGAUACUGUCCUCACUUGUUAAAAAGAAGUUAUCAAUUGAUUUGCUUGCUUGUGAGAUUAUUUUCGAAGAUGAAUUUAUCAGCCGCCAAAAGUUUCUGCACAGAAUCUCUUCAAUGGAUACUGAAUCUGUGUGUCUAAGUUGGUUGCUGUUUCUGAUAUUACCAAUGCGAUCUCCUGCUAAACAUGAGUUUCUUCAAAGGCAUAAUCGACUCGCUAGGAUCGGUUCUCUCUUCAUAUAGUUCUUCGUAUCAAUUCCAAGAAGAAAACCCUAGCUCUGGAACCAUGGAAGGGAUAGCUGGCAAUACGGUAACGAACGAACGUGCUGCGUAUAAGCUGAAGGGGUACUUCGAUUUGGCUAAAGAAGAGAUUGCCAGGGCUGUAAGGGCCGAAGAAUGGGGUUUAGUUGAUGAUGCAAUUGUCCACUACAAGAACGCCCAAAGGAUACUUGUUGAAGCAAGUUCAACAACUGUGCCUUCUUAUAUCAGCGCUAGCGAACAAGAGAAGGUUAAAUCUUACCGUCAAAAAAUAUCAAAAUGGCAGGGUCAAGUUUCGGAGAGAUUACAAGUGUUAAAUCGGCGAGCAGGUGUUCUUUCGGCUGGCACAUCGUCAAACAAGAACACCAUAACUCAUGCACAUACUGCUGCAGUUUCAUCAUCAACAUCAAAUGUUAAACAAGAUCUGUCACAUAUGUCUCCUCGUUCAACUAGAAACAGUCCAGUAAUUAGGAAUCAGACUGAUAAAGCUGCAAGCUCAAAGCACGUGCAAGAUUCUGGUAAUGGUUAUGAAGCAAAAUUAGUUGAAAUGAUAAAUACUGCAAUAGUGGAUAGAAGUCCUUCUGUUAAAUGGGAUGAUGUUGCUGGACUUGAGAAGGCAAAACAAAGUUUAAUGGAGAUGGUUAUUUUGCCUACUAGGAGAAGAGACCUGUUCACUGGGCUUCGGAAGCCAGCUCGAGGUCUACUUCUCUUUGGGCCACCUGGUAAUGGAAAAACAAUGCUUGCCAAAGCAGUUGCUUCAGAGUCACAGGCAACAUUUUUCAAUGUUUCAGCAUCUUCCCUAACAUCAAAAUGGGUGGGAGAGGCUGAAAAGCUUGUCCGGACUCUCUUUAUGGUUGCAAUUUCCCGACAGCCAUCAGUGAUUUUCAUGGAUGAAAUUGAUAGUAUUAUGUCAACAAGGCUGGCCAAUGAGAAUGAUGCAAGCAGAAGGUUGAAGUCUGAGUUUCUGAUACAAUUUGAUGGGGUGACCUCUAGUUCUGAUGAUUUAGUAAUUGUUAUUGGUGCUACAAAUAAGCCACAAGAAUUGGAUGAUGCAGUUCUUAGGAGACUGGUGAAGAGAAUUUAUGUACCAUUACCAGAUAAAAAUGUUAGGAGGCUUCUUUUGAAACACAAACUCAAGGGCAAAGCUUUUUCCUUGCCUGAUGGAGACCUUGAAAGACUUGUCAGCGAAACAGAAGGUUAUUCUGGAAGUGAUCUACAAGCUUUGUGUGAAGAAGCUGCGAUGAUGCCAAUUAGAGAGCUUGGCGCAAACGUUCUCAGUGUCCAGUCAAAUCAGGUGAGACGACUAAGGUAUGAAGACUUUCAGAAGGCAAUGACCGUAAUUAGACCCAGUCUAAGCAAAAGCAAAUGGAAAGAGCUUGAACAGUGGAAUGAGGAGUUUGGAUCCAACUAAUUAAACUCCCAUUAUAGUUGAAUUUUGUUAUUGUGCAUAUGAUUUGCAUUUUGGCAUGAAUAUUGUGACUCAAAAGAAAGCAUUUUCCGCUGUACAAACUUGCAAAGUUACAUUAAUUACAAAUGUGAAAUAAUAUGAAAUUUCAAGUUUUCUUAAUUA